Messenger RNA from Varroa destructor (honeybee mite), 6185 nucleotides. RefSeq lists its product as uncharacterized. Lineage: Eukaryota; Metazoa; Arthropoda; Arachnida; Mesostigmata; Varroidae. The record is from RefSeq and is a predicted model, not a curated record.
CUGCUAUUGCCACAGGCCUACUAAUACAUAUCUGCCGUUCAGCGCACAAUCAAUCUCUCAUAAAGUAAUGCAACACUAUCCACCUAUGAUCGCCUCGGUGUCUCAUUGUAGCCGCAUUUGUGUGAAUGUCGCGCUGUGUAUGAGCGGCAGCAGCAAAAGCAGCAACGUUAUCUAAAUCGAAUUUUUCCUUUCAAAGACCUCGCUGGUUCAUCAAUAUCGCCAAACGAGUACGUUCGCCGGAUAGCAGAGUUCGUUCCCGUUCUGUUGUGUCGUUACUCAUACACUGGCUCGAGGAAUCGAUUAUUAUUAAAUGUGCUUCAUCGUAUUAUAAUAAAAAGGAAAUUUGCAACUCAGUGGGAUGUGGGAAUGAUUUGCAAUGUUGCAACGUGAACUUUGUGAUGUUUUCAAACAUAUCGUCUGUGCUCAUGUGCUUUUCUCCGCGGUGUAAAGCCCCACCUGUGCUUUCUCCUGAUUGUGUGUUCUACACAUAGAUGUAUACAUGUUGUGUCUAUAUAGAAAGCAGACUGCGCAUACAGAUUUGUUGUUUUGGGGCCCAAUUGCUUUCGGUACUGUGCCCUUAAUUGUAGUUUUACGCAUAGGCCUCUGGCUUCGUUAGUUACCAGCAUUAAGGUGCCCUUUCUGUGGCGGUUAUUGUUUGCGCGCUAUGUGGGUGUUGUUCUCGCAAAAGGUCCCACACAUAGUAAUAUCGACUGAAUUUGUAGGUGUGUGUGUGUAUCUCGAUGAAGUCGAACACCGUUGACUGACUAAAGGUUAAGCAGUCAAGUGAAGUUGUACGUAUUUUGUGAUGGUUUGUUACACGAGCUUAGCAACAUAUGACGCCAUCUAGAAUCGAACGCAUGUUCGAACAACAAUGUUAAUAACUAUUUCGUGCUGUUAUCGUGAGCACACGCAUUACACGAGCUUUGUGAGUGUUUGUGUCGGAAUGAACGGAUAUAAACUUGAUAUGACGAACGUUUGUUGCGAUACCCUCGCCAGGCUAUGUUCGUGCUCGCGUCUACACGUUUUCCUCAGCUUUAUCGACAAUACGUUCAACACAUUGAAGGUCCUCGCAGCUAUUCACGUUCGCCGCCCCCCAUUGGUCGAUAUAGAUGUGAGUGCGUGUCACGAAUCGCUGUUGUAUAAGCUCCGCAGGGAUAGAAUUGAUUCGUCGACUUAAGCACAGAACGAACGGCACAUGCUUGCUCUAAGCAAGUCGGCCAACUGUUCUCCGACCGCCUGCAGAAGACGACACAAUAUCGAGAACCUGCACAAAUCGACGUUCUCAAUCAAAUCUGGUCUUUUGCUUUCGAUAUUGUCGGAAAGGAUAGUAACGUUGGCCGUCGUCGCAUCCCGUUCUUGGCCUUUUCUUUUCGUACUAUCCUUUUCUGACGAUGUCCUUUAGCGGCUACUUUGACCGAUAGCGAUUAUACUCUAACGUACUGCAAUGGCGUCCCUUGACGAAGAUUUAUGCGCCGCUGAUUACGUUCGUAUGUUGCUUCUCACCCGCUUCAAGGGAAAAACGGAUAUCGAAAGGCUCGAGAACUACCUCAAACGCAAUGCGUCAGCAGAUAUCAGAGCUAUUCUACAGUGCACUGGGGGUCUUCGACCAUUCCUUCACGAUAAUCAACAGAUCUUUAUGCUGGAAUCCACGACCGUUUCUGUCAACCAGGAAGGUCGACCUGCAAAAGAGAACGACGUCAUUAAAUGGAUCCGAGGAAGACUCCAAACUUCACCCCGAAAAAUUUUCAGCAUUCCCUCCCUUCAAACUAUAGUGCAAAAAGGCCAACCGGGUAUUCGAGCAUAUUUUGCGGUAACGUGCCCUACUGUGGAAAAACUACGUGAGUGGUUUCUCCAGCGGACCCAACUCUUCAAGGAAACACCAUCGGGCAAUAUUCAUCUAUCAGAAUAUUCGAUUCCGUUGUCUGGUGGCAGUCCAAUGUGGUCGACCGUUGAUUUCUUUGUCAAGAUUCUUGAUGAGCAGUCUGCCGAAACAUUAACUGUAGAUUGGUCGUGUGUAUUUAAUUAUAUAUUUGUUGCUGAAAAUCCUGAUAUAAUGACAUAUGUCAUGGGAUCAUACGAGGAAUCAACAUUUGAAUAUUUUUUCCGAAGUCAUCCUGAACAGUUUGGUCUGGAAAUGGUUAACGGCGAACUUAAGCGUUGCGCAGACCCGGCAAAUUCUGGGAUGGAAUGUCCGGUAGGCGGAAUAGCUGGAUCCCUUCCGGCGGCGUCCGCAAGUUCAAGCGAUAGCCCUUUAGCUCAGAGCAUUGAAAGCUGCAAAGACUUCUUUAACGGCCGCAAUACAAUGUCGGUAGCUGAACUACAGAGACUGUUCCAUGACGGGGCGCCCAGACCUCUGUUCAACUUUAUUCAACGAAAUUACCCAGCCGAAAGGUUUGUCGACUUUCUUUCCGAAAACAAAGAAUCGUUUGUGCUAUCAGACAAUCGACAGAAGGUUCAGUUGCGUCAGAAUACAUCUUUAUGGAAUGGCACGACUGUAGGCAGUGGCAAUCGCAAUAAUAGUAACUUGAGCGAGGUUAAGAGAAAUCCGAAAUUUGACAAAACCCUUAUAAAAUUCUUCACUGAUCUCCUUACAAUGGCUGCACGCGAACAAGCUGUUCGCAAAGUAGACGUAGAAAAACUUUGCGAUUGUGUGCAGUUUCUUCCGAAAAGCUUCCUUCAGUAUAUGAAACAGGCGUAUCAACCUCCUUCGCAAUUGUUUGAGGGACAGGAGGUCUUUCAAUUGAACAAAGACCGUUCGAUGGUCGGCCUUAAAGAGAAGAUUGCGCUAUCCAGUCAACUUGAUACAACUGCCAAAGCUACGAUGUCGGUAAACUUUUUCAUAGAUGCCUUCAAACUUCUUGCAGUAAAGCAUAAUGUUCGUUUCAUCCAGCCAAAUCAGAUGGGGUUACUUGCUUGUCUUAUGAACCCUGCAGCACAGAGCUAUCUAGUAACGAGCUUUGGGGAAACACAUUUUCGGGUUCUAUUACAUCGAUUUCCUACAAUAUUUUCCGAAUCCAAGACAGGCAAUAUAUACCUUAAGGAGAACUUACAGCAGCAGGAUUUAAAGUUGGAUCCUUCAAAUGAAGUGAUCACCAACAUUAAAGCGAUUUGCUCAAACGUGGUUGAGGGAUCAGCGAUCGAAUUUUUUCUCUAUGAAGUUAAAGCGCGUCGAGCUUACUGCUACCCGAUUUCCAUUAGCUGGUGCUCCAGCAUAGUGUCGAAGGCAUCACGGAGCAUUAACAGCUACAUCAAUAAGAACUUCCCCACUGAUAAAAUUGCUGACUUCCUCAUUAAGUUUCCUGCCAUAUUCAACGUUGUGCCUGAACUAGAAAUUGUGUACCUGCAGAAGGAAGAUAAUGAAGAUUUCAACAACAACGCCGACCUCGAUAAUAAUAAUAACGGUAAGAACAAGAAUAAAAAGAAGAAUCCGAGUGACCAAACUAGCGCAUUACGCAUAGAGACGGAAGAACUAUUAAUUGGCCUUGUGGCAGCACAGUGUCUCGCCAAAUGUGAUCAAAUGCCUAUAAGUGGUUUUUUCGAAUUAGCGAAAAAGUGCCACUUAGCGACAGAUAUCGACGCAAUUUUAAACAAAGAAAUAGGGGAGAACAAACUGGAGAGACUACAAGCUCUCCUGAAGAGGUUUCCUGCUAUUUUCCAUAUUCAGGACACAACAGAGAAAGUAGCGCUGAGGUGUCCAGCCCUACACUAUCAGAAGCUGGGCAUAGCCAUGGAGACAGCUUUAAGUCGCAUAAUAAAAAACGUCGUGAUUCAACAAAACGAUGAGCAAGGGAGUAUUCCGACAAUAAUGCACAUUUACGAAAUUGUUCAGUAUAUUUGCAGCGAUGGUCUGUUCCAACGGAUCAUGCGUACCCUUACCGGCUUUCUUGAGUUUCUUGAUACUUUUCCCGCGUUUUUUGUGGUAAACGGAAGCAAGAACACAAUAGCUGUGCGGGACUAUCAGCCUAAAUCGAGGCCGGCCAUCUCACCAACUUUCCCGAUCUAUUUGAUGAAUGUUCAAACAUCCUCGGACUACUGCGGUGCACCAGUGUUUUACCGAAGUCCAACCACCAAUCAUCAGGAGACGUACUCAGGGUCGAUAUUAAAGCCAUCACUUCCUACCACAUCAGCACAUCCUUUACACCUACCUCCAGGUCUUCCUAUGACGUCGGUAAACGGCCAUUUACAGCAGCAUACCGCCGCGACAAUGAAGGAGACUUGCCUACGCCAGUGGGUUGAUCAGAAGACCGCCAUACUGCAAAUGUGGUCUACCCUCAGCGGGUUGCUAAGAAAGUUCGUAACAAGGAUGGAUGUAGAAACGAUUACACAAUUUGGCGGUUUGCAAAGUCUUGUAAAUGGCCUCACAAGUUGCGUUGAAGAACUAGAACGCGUCUACUUAAUUGGCGGUGGUCAGGAUUGGGUGCAGGCGCAAAAACUUAUCGAUCUGUACGAUUCGAAAAACGGCACGUUUGCCGGUUUCGCUUUAACAGCUCACAAAAUCAUCACAUCGGUAAUUGACAGACGUCAUUGCCAGCGUGCAGCAUGUAAAUGUCGCUUCGCACCUGACGUACGCGACCUGGAAAGCUUUGUAUACUUCUGUCAAUCUAUACGUUUUCAUCUUGAGGAGGGUCCAGUUCCGCGAGUUCUCACGCCGUCAUCAUCCAGCUCCAACUCGAGUACACCAGAUAUCUUGAACCGCCUAUACGCGUGGUCAGACAGCGUAACGGAUUCACCGUCGCCAAUGAUUAACCCUAACAAUAAUAUCCUAAACGACCCGGCAAAUAUGUUCUUAGCACUUGAAGACAAGAGCCACGAAGAGGCAACCGCGCGUCUGUUGAACGCUGCGCAAGAACAACUGGGACUUGGUAUUAAUUCUUUUAGCACUCCCACAGCAUUGCCGUGUUGGCCACGCAACAUCUGGGAACCAGAGCCAGGCGAAUUGAACCACGUAAGCUUCACGAAGAGCCUCCCUGCAAAGGCCAGUAAUAGCAACGACGAAACGGUGUCUCCUAAUAGGAUAAGAUUAGUAAAUCCAUCUCCAUCUGCAAAUUCUCCACCAGGCUUAGGGCCAAUAAAGCAAGAAUAUCGUGUAACAAGUGUGAAAAAAAAUAAAAUAGCUGCAGAGGCAGGUGACGGAUCUAAGCUUGAGAUUGAUUGGGGGAAGGGAGUCACCGCCUCAAUCGGAGAUUAUUUCACGGUUAUUCUCGAACGUCAAAGGCAAGCUCUGUAGCAGACCAGGUCAGAAAUAUGAACAAACCGAAAAUCCGAAAGCGACAGACGAAAAGCCGACCUUCAAGAGAAGAGUUUCUAGUCUGAAAAAUUGUCAUCAAUGCAUAGCACUGUACACGAUGGUACCAUAUGUAUAUACAUUUCAACGCGACGGCACUGGCGAAAUCCAUGUUCAAGAAAAUAGAACAUUUUGGUAACAUCGUUAUAUGGAAAUUAGGAAACUCAGAAGUACGUCACGAGUACCAUUGGCACUAACACGGGGAGACGAGCGUGUGCGUGUAUAUUUGUGAUUGGAAGUCCGAGUUCGAGUCGGAUAAUCAACCAUUGUACUUGGACCACGCGAUUUAUGCACUGAAUCAGACCAGUUAAUUAGAACAAGCAGAAGAACACUACGUAUCAAUUUUUAGUAUUACUUUUCGGAUCAUAUUGAAUGUAGAAUUGAUGGCCGAGCAAGGCGAAAUGAAUCGGAAGUAAUAAAAGGAAACUUUAGUUUUUGAUCGCUUCUAAUUCCAAGUAUGGCAUGUAACUUAGCUUAUGUGUGAUAUCGAUGUAAAAAAAUCAAGCCAUCCUUAUGUAGUGCGGGACAACAGCAGGCAAAUACGCAAUUGUGACUUUGUAUGAUAGAAUCGAAGCUACUGUGAGUUGUUAUCGACGCUAGAUCCGUAGCCUAAUUUAGCUACGAACUACGUCAUAAAGUUGCCUUACAAAUGCCAUAUAUACGAACAAUGAAACAUAUUUUACGAGUCUCUGCUAGUAAAGAAACAAAAUACUGAUGUAACAUAGUUAGUUCUAAGCAGCUAGAAAUGAAGGUUUAAAGGAAAAAGAGUAAUAAAAAAAAAGUCAAAUAGAUAGAAGAUGCAAUUUAAUUGAAAAGUUGAGGCAAAAAAUGACAAAAUAGUACGAAGCCAAAUUGAGUCUAUGCGUCCUGAUAGUGCUUAGUUCUUAUGAGGCUAAAACGA